AGUCGGACACAUAACUGAGCCACUUGGGCGCCCAAACGGUUUUGCUGUUAGCUCUUGACGUGAAAUUGGAAAAUUGUGAGAGCAUCCUGUUUUCCGUGCUCAUCUUCGAAGUGUCCGGCAUGCAGGCCCCCAGUUCCAGGUCUGUGCACCUGAGCGAAUGGCAGAAGAAUUACUUCGCCAUCACAUCUGGCCUGGGUACGGCCGGACAGAAGGCAGACGCCUACCGAGCGCAGAUAUUACGCAUUCAGUACGCAUGGGCAAACGAGGAGAUCUCCCAGCGCUGCGCCACCACGCUGUUCAGAAAAUAUGCAGAGAAGUACUCUGCAGUUAUCGAUUCUGACAAUGCCGAGACUGGCUUGAAUAACUAUGCGGAAAGCAUUUUAACUUUAGCAAGAUCGCAGCAAACCGACAGUGACAAGUGGCAGUCUGGAUUGUCAAUAAAUAAUGUUUUCAAAAUGAGUAACAUACAGGAGAUGAUGCGAGCCGGCAGCAAAGCCAGGGAGUCUCUGUCGGCACCUGCCACAGCAUCGGUCUUCAUCCACAAAGAGGCUGUUGUCUUCGAUCCUCCUAAAUCGAGUGGUCGUGGUGGCUCUGGGGACAGUGGCCCAGUAACUGACACAGCUUGUAAUACAACUAGGACCCGAGACAUCCCAGAGCGCAGUCCUUCAACAUGUCCCCAGAAUGCCCAGCCACUUACGCUGACUAACACCAGUCAGACAUGCCCUGCAUCCCUAACACCUGUCGGUGAAUUUGCCAUCGCAAAAUUGCAUGCCACACCGCUGUUUGGAAGCGCCGAAAAGGAAAACAGCAGCUCUCCCAAAGCCAGCAUAGGACUGAAUGAGUUCUCCGCUAGUCCGUCCCGUUUGCCCUCUGGCUAUGACAAUCCAUGGCAGAGGAGAGCUUUCUAUGGUUCUGGGAUCAUCGACGCACUGUCCACCCCAGAGGCAAAUAAGGCUUUGCCUAAAACAGAAGACAGCACCCAGAGAGAGGAGGGCGGCCUGCCUAGUUUUAAAACUGCAAAAGAGCAACUGUGGGUAGAUCAGCAAAGGAAGAACCAGCAGCCCCAGCGUGUAUCAGGGUCAGCGUAUGGUGGGGUAAAGAAGUCUCUGGGAGCCAGUCGGUCCCGGGGAAUAUUUGGUAAGUUCGUUCCUCCUGUCCCGAAGCAGGACGGGGGAGCGCCGCACGGGGGAACGCAGUACAAGCCUUCUGGGGCAGGACCUGCAGAGCCGGCACAUCCCGUGGAUGAGCGUCUGAAAAACCUGGAGCCAAAGAUGAUCGAACUUAUCAUGAACGAGAUCAUGGAUCAUGGCCCCCCUGUAAACUGGGACGACAUAGCAGGAGUAGAAUUUGCCAAAGCCACAAUAAAGGAGAUCGUCGUGUGGCCCAUGCUGAGGCCGGACAUCUUUACCGGUUUACGAGGCCCGCCUAAAGGAAUUCUGCUCUUCGGGCCCCCGGGGACGGGGAAAACUCUGAUUGGCAAGUGCAUUGCCAGCCAGUCUGGGGCAACGUUCUUCAGCAUCUCUGCUUCCUCCUUGACUUCCAAAUGGGUAGGCGAGGGGGAGAAAAUGGUCCGCGCACUGUUUGCUGUAGCGAGGUGCCAGCAACCGGCUGUGAUAUUUAUUGAUGAAAUUGAUUCUCUGUUGUCUCAGCGAGGAGAUGGUGAGCAUGAGUCUUCUAGACGGAUCAAAACCGAAUUUCUGGUCCAGCUAGAUGGAGCAACCACCUCUUCUGAAGAUCGUAUUCUGGUGGUGGGGGCAACCAAUCGGCCCCAAGAAAUCGAUGAGGCCGCCCGGAGAAGGCUGGUGAAAAGGCUUUAUAUCCCUCUCCCAGAAGCUUCAGCUAGGAGACAGAUCGUGACAAACCUCAUGUCCAAGGAGCAGUGUUGCCUGAGUGAGGACGAGGUUGCCCUGGUUGUGCAGCACUCUGAGGGGUUCUCGGGGGCUGACAUGACCCAGCUGUGCAGAGAAGCGUCUCUCGGGCCCAUUCGCAGCUUACAAGGUGCCGACAUCGCCACUGUGACACCAGAUCAAGUUCGACCCAUAGCUUAUGUUGAUUUUGAAAAUGCUUUCAGAACAGUGCGACCCAGUGUGUCUCCUAAAGAUUUAGAGCUUUAUGAAAACUGGAACAGAACCUUUGGUUGUGGGAGGUGAACAGGACACUUGAAGUUUAAAGAUGGUGCCUUGGUAACGUGCCCUUUCCCCCUGUGCAGCUUAGAAAACCGGGAGUUUAUUCAUUGUACUCUCAGAGUGUAUUUUGAAUUCUACACCUCAAAAAAAUACAGUAGUAAUAGCUGCAAUUUUCCAACUGAUUGACUUAGCCUCUGUUAAUAGAAACCUGGGUUUCCUCCAGGUACUACCUGAUGUGUGAGCCUAUUCGAAUAAAAUAUGAAUGAACGUGU
Messenger RNA from Hyaena hyaena (striped hyena), 2398 nucleotides. It is a transcript of the gene FIGNL1, whose product is annotated as fidgetin like 1. The transcript has a single exon. The coding region runs from base 120 to 2150 and encodes 676 amino acids. Lineage: Eukaryota; Metazoa; Chordata; Mammalia; Carnivora; Hyaenidae. The record is from RefSeq and is a predicted model, not a curated record. Gene Ontology annotation, molecular function: microtubule severing ATPase activity; ATP binding; ATP hydrolysis activity.